Messenger RNA from Penicillium atrosanguineum, 1116 nucleotides. Its product is annotated as threonine aldolase family protein. Bases 1 to 1116 code for a protein of 371 amino acids. Gene Ontology annotation, cellular component: cytosol. Lineage: Eukaryota; Fungi; Ascomycota; Eurotiomycetes; Eurotiales; Aspergillaceae. Gene Ontology annotation, biological process: L-threonine catabolic process; glycine biosynthetic process. The record is from RefSeq and is a predicted model, not a curated record. The transcript has a single exon. Gene Ontology annotation, molecular function: L-allo-threonine aldolase activity.
AUGUCUACCUCCAGCCAGUCCAGGGCCGCCAAUGAGUUCCGCAGUGAUACAUUCACGACUCCCACGCCAUCCAUGCUGGAGGCAAUGGCGAAUGCCACCUUUGGCGAUGACGUGUAUCAAGAAGACAAGAUGACUGCCGAUUUUCAAAACGAGAUCGCCCGAUUGACUGGAAUGGAGGAUGCUCUUUUCAUGUUAUCAGGAACCAUGGGAAAUCAGAUUGGUGUUCGUGUUCAUCUGUUUCAACCGCCUCAUUCCGUGCUUUGUGAUUAUCGGGCACAUGUCUAUGCGGAGGAGGGAUCUGGGUUGGCUGUUUUAUCCCAGGCUAUGGUGACACCGGUGCAUCCUAAGAAUGGGCUUUAUUUGACGCUGGAGGAUGUUGAGAAUUGGGUCGUUCUUGGGGACGAUAUUCACACCGCGCCCACGAAGGUCAUUUCUCUUGAAUUGACUAUCGGUGGUGUUCUCACGCCCAUCGAGGAGAUCAAGAAGAUUUCCAACUUUGCCCAUGCAAAUGAUAUCAAGGUCCACUGUGAUGGUGCUCGAUUGUGGAAUGCCUCUGCUACUACCGGUAUAUCAUUGGCGGAAUACUGUCAAUACUUCGACAGUGUUUCUAUGUGUGUAUCGAAGGGUCUUGGCGCACCCGUUGGCGGUGUUCUUGCUACCACCAAAGCAAACAUCAAGCAAGCCAGGUGGCUUCGCAAGCAGCAGGGUGGUGGUAUCCGGCAGGCUGGUGUUUUGACAGCUGCUGCCAUGGUUGCACUGAAAGAAGUGUGGCCAACCAUGAAGGAAACGCAUGCCAAGACGAAGAGACUUGAGGAGGACCUAAAGACUAUGGGGGUGGUGCCGCAAAUCCCGGUUGACACGAACUUUUUCUUCAUUGACGCCGAGAAGUCUAAUAUCGACAUGGGCAUUCUGCUUGAGCAAUGCCAAAAGUUCAAUGUCAAGCUGCAAGAUGCGCGGAUUUCUAUGCAUCAUCAGGUCAGCGAUGAGGCGAUUGAGAAUCUCAAGUCUGCUAUCGCUGAAGCGUUGAUCUUAACCAAGAACUUGCCGCCUGGAUAUGCUUCCAAGAUCAAAUCAGCUGGGUACGGCACAUCUUCGAGAAUGAAUGAGUAUAAUUAG